Balaenoptera ricei (Rice's whale) is the source of this 1671-nucleotide messenger RNA. It is a transcript of the gene LRRC25, whose product is annotated as leucine rich repeat containing 25. The transcript is spliced from 4 exons. The record is from RefSeq and is a predicted model, not a curated record. Bases 403 to 1332 code for a protein of 309 amino acids. NCBI's taxonomy places the organism in Eukaryota, Metazoa, Chordata, Mammalia, Artiodactyla, Balaenopteridae.
CCGGUACCCUGUCCCUCACUCUGGACUUGACCUGACUCCAUCAGACUCGGGGUGCCUGUGCCCUGUUCUGUCUUUUUCCGAGACUGGUUGCUCCUGAAGAAACUGGACAGGGCUGAAGUCUCUUGGGGGCUCAGCAUGGAUGAUGUUUGUUGAACAAAUAAAUGAAUGCAUGGGUUGGGAGUCAACUGAGCUGAGACCAGGAACGGACACCAGUUCCUCUUCCCCUGAGUCGCUGGCUACAGAGCCUGAAGAGCGCCAGGCACCACAGUGGAUCCGGAUCCGCGGAGGGUCAGACCCUCUGACCCCCGCGUCCAGGUGAGCCAGGACGCAGCCCCUCCGCGCCGGAGACUUCUAGCACGACCGAGGCCAAGGCGUGGCAGGGGGACCAGAAAGGUUGCCUGCAUGGGGGGCGCCCUGGUAUGGGUGCUGUUGUUGCCGCUGCUGCUGCUGCUGCAUCCAGGCAGCCAGGAAUUGUCGUGCCCCGUGUCCUCGGGGGAUGUGGACUGGACCAGGGAGUUCACGGACACAUGCCUGAACUUCAGUGGCCAAAGCCUGAGCCUGCUGCCUCAGAACCAGUCUCUGCAGGCCAGCAGUGUGCUUCUUCUCGACCUGUCUGGGAAUGGCCUUCAAGAGCUCCCACCGCUUUUUUUUGCUCACCUGGGAAAGCUGCAGGUCCUGGAUGUGACCAACAACCCCCUGGACCCCGUGGGUAGGGCACUGGCCGAACGCUGUGACCUUGACCUGAGGGCUGACUGCAGCUGUGUCCUAUUACCCUGGCACAAAGUCCGGCGGGACAACUGCUCUGGCUCACUGCCUCUGCGGUGCCUGGAUGUGUCCACCAGUGCCUGGCACAACGUCUCUGCCUUCUUGGAAGUGGGCUGCGCCCCUCGCCUGACCAUGACAACCAUAGGAGCGCUGGUGGCCAGUGGAAGCCUGUUGCUCGUGCUUGCCAUUGCUGGCCCAGCGCUGGCGUGGAGACUCUGUAGACAUCGGGUAGGCAGUAGCCGGGGCAUGAGCAAAACGUGGGCUGCUCAGAAUGGUCCCAGCUCUGGCUCGGGCCAGCAGCCACGGUACAGUAGCCGGGGCCUCAGCCCUAAGCUCCCAGCAGCCACCCGGCCCGGAUCUUCCACUUCUGACUAUGAGAACAUGUUUGUGGGCCAACCAGCUGCCAGGUACCAGUGGGCUGAACACAGGCCUCACCCUUCAGAGGACAGCGACUUCUACAUGAACUAUAAGAGCCUCCACCAUGAUUCCCAGCCUGUCUACUGCAACUUGCAGUCGCUGGGCCAGGCCCCACUGGAUGAAGAGGAGUAUGUGAUCCCUGGACGCUGAGCCUUCAACAUCUCAAACUCCAGCCUACCCCCUUCCAGGUGACUUUGGGCACCCUGGAUCUUCCCUGGCCUCAGUCUUCCCAUCUGAGGAAUGGGACCAGGGAAGGAUCAUCCUUGAGGCCCCAGGGAGGCUCUGCAGCCCCCUCUCUAGACCACUCUGCUCCUCAGGCCACUCGGCUGCUAGAAGUGGAGAAGGAGAGACCCCGACACAGGGAUGGGAGGGUCAACGUGUGAACUCUGUCGUCACCCUCCUGUUGGUGUGCAAGUAUUGCCCAAUAAAUUCUGCGGGACAGAUGAGGCUGCUGGGCUCCCAAGACAAGAGCUCUGGGACUCCCAAAUU